CGCAACUCAAAAAGUCGAGAUCGAGAGACAGCAUAGUUGGAUGGAAGUGGGAAGCGGGAAGCCGAAGAAAUCGUCAGACCCCACAACAGCAGAAAGUCAAAACAUCGUGAAGGAAUCAACGAUCGAUCCUUUGCUCGUUCUUCCUCUCAAUUUUGCGUUUUGCAGAUUGCCCAAAUCAUUGAUUUCUCAGAGUUUCACACAAAAAUAGAAACUUGGGGAAAUCCAGAAUUCAGCUGAUUGAACAGAGAAAGUCCCUUCCUCAAGCUUUUGACUUUGAUUGCUUUCUGCCAUUUCCCAAAUCCCAGUUUCCGAUCCCAACAACAGAAACUGUAAGAUCUUAGUUUCUACAUUGCAGAUGGGAGAUGGAGGCCAGGAAUACACUGUCGAUGAGGCUCUUGUGGCCAUGGGGUUUGGAAAAUUCCAAAUUCUUGUGCUUGCUUAUGCCGGCAUGGGUUGGGUCUCAGAAGCCAUGGAGAUGAUGUUACUUUCUUUUGUUGGACCAGCAGUUCAGUCUGCUUGGGGUCUUUCUUCUAAACAAGAAAGUUUUAUAACUAGUGUGGUUUUUGCUGGAAUGCUAGUCGGAGCAUACUCAUGGGGCAUCGUUUCUGAUAAACAUGGACGUAGGAAAGGAUUCCUAAUUACAGCCACAAUUACUUGGGCUGGUUUUCUGAGUGCUUUUUCCCCUAAUUAUGCAUCCUUGCUCGUUCUUCGUUGCUUGGUUGGUGUUGGUUUGGGAGGUGGCCCUGUACUCUCAUCCUGGUUUCUGGAGUUCAUUCCUGCUCCUAACAGAGGCACGUGGAUGGUUAUUUUUUCAGCAUUUUGGACUCUUGGAACAAUUCUUGAGGCUUCACUUGCGUGGUUUGUCAUGCCAAACUUUGGUUGGAGGUGGCUACUUGCCUUAUCUUCACUCCCUUCAUCGCUUCUCCUCAUAUUCUAUUGGGUUGCACCUGAAUCACCAAGAUAUUUGUGCUUAAAAGGUCGAACAACUGAGGCAAUCAAUAUUUUGGAGAAAGUAGCAAGAAUGAAUGGAAUGAAACUCCCUUCUGGGAAUCUUGUUUCUGAUUUGAAAAUAGAGUUAUCUGAAGAGGUUACUUCAUCAGAAGAUGCACAUUUGAUCUCGCCGACAGAUGAUAAAGAUCCAAUUCCUGCAGAGAUGGAUUCCAAUAUGGGUGGCAUCUCUUCACUGUUAACACUUCUUUCCCCAAAAUUAGUCCGAUCUACUUUGCUCUUAUGGGUAGUAUUCUUUGGGAAUGCUUUUUCAUAUUACGGCCUGGUGCUUCUGACAACUGAGUUGAACAGUGGACAUAGUAAAUGUACGCCAGAACAAAUACAGUCAGACAAAGCGCCGGAUACUAGCUAUAGACAUGUUUUCAUCGCUAGUUUUGCAGAGUUUCCUGGGCUCCUCUUAUCUGCUGCCAUGGUCGACAAACUGGGUCGUAAGCUUUCAAUGUCAGCCAUGUUCUUCAUAUGUUGCAUUUUUCUACUCCCCUUGGUUGUCCAUCAGUCUCAGGGCUUGACCACUAGUCUUCUGUUUGGAGCUCGCAUAUGCAUCACAGCGACCUUCACAAUAGUCUACAUAUACGCCCCGGAGAUAUACCCAACCUCAAUCCGAACAACUGGCGUUGGAAUCGCAAGUUCAAUGGGAAGAAUUGGCGGAAUGAUCUGCCCUCUUGUGGCAGUAGGUUUGGUACAUGGAUGCCAUCAAACAGCAUCGAUUUUGCUGUUUGAGAUUGUAAUUUUUCUUUCGGGGGUAUGCGUGUUGCUCUUUCCGUUUGAAACAAUGGGCCGUGAAUUGAGCGAUAGUAUAUCGGAUUCAAUGGAUCAAAUCAAAACCAGUAAAUGAAUUUGUAUGAACAUACCACAUAUGGUACAUUUUUUAUACAGUCGAUGCGAUAAACGCGAGAGACAAUUGGGCAAGGAUUCUCUUGUUCCUUACCAAAUGCAGCUUGUGAAAAUUUAGCAGCA
Molecule: messenger RNA, 1965 nt
Organism: Pyrus x bretschneideri (Chinese white pear)
Lineage: Eukaryota; Viridiplantae; Streptophyta; Magnoliopsida; Rosales; Rosaceae
Product: organic cation/carnitine transporter 7
Biological process (GO): transmembrane transport
Cellular component (GO): membrane
Molecular function (GO): transmembrane transporter activity
Source: RefSeq, a predicted model, not a curated record